Fusarium poae is the source of this 228-nucleotide messenger RNA. RefSeq lists its product as uncharacterized. Lineage: Eukaryota; Fungi; Ascomycota; Sordariomycetes; Hypocreales; Nectriaceae. The coding region runs from base 1 to 228 and encodes 75 amino acids. The transcript has 2 exons. The record is from RefSeq and is a predicted model, not a curated record.
AUGACGGAUACAGUUCCAAGAUUCUGCAGGACAAUUGACGGAAGUAACUCUGGAUUAUUUGCGCCUUGGCGAGUCGGAACAUUCAGUGUUUCUCUGCGCCAAUUCCCGAGUCGUCCUGAUCCUGGUCGUCCCUCUCACUUCUUUGUACGAGAAGAGAUCUACCCAUGUUACCAUGACCCUUGUCCAUGUUCCAAGCUUGGAGACCAUUCGUUUCUUAUUAGCGGAUGA